AACGAGUUUUCGCCGUUCGAGUCAGGUUGACUGUGGUCCUUCGUCCCCCCCAUCUCCAGGACCUGGCGAGUCUGGCGCGUCCGGGCCUGUACCUCCCCACAGAGCUUCAAAACAGGGGCUUAUAGGAAGAAGGAAUGGAGGCUUUGAAGCAAUGCUAAGAAAAGAGUGAUAUUCAAGCUGAGACCAAAAAAUAUGGAAUGAUUUAGCCAUGUUUGAAAGGGAAGGAAAUAAGAGCUGACCAAAGCAUUCCGUGAAUUGGCUGACUCCAUUUCUAGGGUGAGAGAGGGGAGUACAUCAAAGAUUACUCCAGGUUUGACAGAGACACCAUUAACACUGGAUAAAGAGAAUGGAGGUUACCUCUGUCCGUGUAGAUUCCUAAGCUGUCCUGGAGUGAUCCUUGGAGUAAAGGAAAGGCAUUUUGAAGCACAUUUAGCCGUCAGCCCUGCGGGAUGGCAGCCAUUGAUUUGUCCUAUGGUCUUUACAGGGACCCAGUCUGCCUUCAAGAAAAGACAGAAGUGGAAAGGGUGGUGGCUGACUGUCUGACAAGUUGUUAUCAGGUAUGCAGGGAGUGUAUCCUUCUCCAAAAUAUCAUACUUGCAUCACCAGAUAGACACAUUUCCUUCUACACAGAAUUAUCUCCAGAGCUUCUUAAAGCAAAUGAAGCCUCCUUCAAGGACCGAGUCCCUAGUCAAAUUCCCUGAAGGAGUGGAGCCUGUCAUAUUGCGUUUAUCUAGCAUCUGCUCAAGAGUGUGCUGCAGUGGAGGGAAAUCAGAUGACCUCCCAGUCUGGUUGUGUUAGGUACAAUCAUGUGUAAGAAGUGCCAUUCGAGUCAUGUCACUGGAGGGGACUGACAGAUUCAGUGACUUUUGAUGAUCUGGCUGUGGACUUCACCCCAGAAGAAUGGACUUUACUGGACCCAACUCAGAGAAACCUCUACAGAGAUGUGAUGCUAGAGAACUAUAAGAAUUUGGCCACAGUAGGGUGUCAGCUCUUCAAACCCAGUCUGAUCUCUUGGCUGGAACAAGAAGAGUCUAGGACAGUGCAGAGAGGUGAUUUCCAAGCUUCAGAAUGGAAAGUGCAACUUAAAACCAAAGAGUCAGCCCUUCAGCAAGAUUUUUUGGGGGAGCCAAACUCCAGUGAGAUUCAAAUGAUAGGAAGCCACAACGGAGGGGAGGCCAAUGAUGUUCAGCAAUGUGGAGAUGUCCCCAGUGAACGCUCAUGCCUUAAGACACACGUGAGAACUCAAAAUAGUGAGAACGCAUUUGAGUGUCAUCUGUAUGGAGUAGACUUCCUUACUCUGCACAAGAAAACCUCUACUGGAGAGCAACGUUCUGUGUUUAGUCAGUGUGGAAAAGCCUUCAGCCUGACCCCAGAUGUUGUUCACCAGAGAAUAUGCACAGGAGAUAAAGCUUUUGAUUGCAGUGACUCUGGGAAAUCCUUCGUUAAUCAUUCACACCUUCAGGGACAUUUAAGAACUCACAAUGGAGAAAGUCUCCAUGAAUGGAAGGAAUGUGGGAGAGGCUUUAUUCACUCCACAGACCUUGCUGUGCAUAUACAAAGUCACAGUUCGGAAAAACCCUACAAAUGUAAGGAAUGUGGAAAAGGAUUUAGAUAUUCUGCAUACCUUAAUAUUCACAUGGGAACCCACACUGGAGACAAUCCCUAUGAGUGUAAGGAGUGUGGGAAAGCCUUCACUAGGUCUUGUCAGCUUACUCAGCACAGAAAAACUCACACUGGAGAGAAACCUUAUAAAUGUAAGGAUUGUGGGAAAGCCUUCACUGUUUCCUCUUGCUUAAGUCAACACAUGAAAAGUCAUGUGGGUGAGAAGCCUUAUGAAUGCAAGGAAUGUGGGAUAGCCUUCACUACAUCUUCUCAACUUACUGAACAUUUAAAAACUCACACUGCAAAGGAUCCCUUUGAAUGUAAGAUAUGUGGAAAAUGCUUUAGAAAUUCCUCAUGCCUCAGUGAUCACUUUCGAAUUCACACUGGAAUAAAACCCUAUACAUGUAAGGACUGUGGGAAAGCCUUCACUCAGAACUCAGACCUUACUAAGCAUGCGCGAACUCACAGUGGAGAGAGGCCCUAUGAAUGUAAGGAAUGUGGGAAGGCCUUCGCCAGAUCCUCUCGCCUUAGUGAACAUACAAGAACUCACACUGGAGAGAAGCCUUUUGAAUGUGUCAAAUGUGGGAAAGCCUUUGCUAUUUCUUCAAAUCUUAGUGGACAUUUGAGAAUUCACACUGGAGAGAAGCCCUUUGAGUGCCUGGAAUGUGGGAAAGCAUUUACGCAUUCCUCUAGUCUUAAUAAUCACAUGCGGACCCACAGUGCCAAAAAACCAUACACGUGUAUGGAAUGUGGCAAAGCUUUUAAGUUUCCCACUUGUGUUAACCUUCACAUGCGGAUCCACACUGGAGAAAAACCCUACAAAUGUAAACAGUGUGGGAAAUCCUUCAGUUACUCCAAUUCGUUUCAGUUACAUGAACGAACUCACACUGGAGAGAAACCCUAUGAAUGUAAAGAGUGUGGGAAAGCCUUCAGUUCUUCCAGUUCCUUUCGAAAUCAUGAAAGAAGGCAUGCAGAUGAGAGACCAUCAGUGUAAGGAAUGUGGGAAGACCUAAAGGUGUCUGCGUUCUCUCUGAAGACAUGAAAACACUGGGGAGAAACCCUAUGAAUGUAAAAAUGUGGAAGCAACUUUGUAUCUCAGGUCCUAAUGAACGCGUGUGAAUUCACAGUGGAGAAGACCCUGCAUCAGGGAAUGUGGAAAUGACUUCACGGAAUUGUCAAGCCUUACCAAACACAUCCGAAAUCUCACUGGAGAGAAACCCUAUGAAUACUGUAGAGAAUCUGGGAAUACCUUUCUGAAUCCCACAAACCUUAAUGUGCAUAUGUGAACUCACAUUGGAGAGAAACCCUGCAAUUUAAAUGGUAUGGUCUGGAUGAUGCCCCACUCCUUAUUUGUAAGUCCUAAGUCCUAGUUCCUUACACUAUAACUGUAUUUGGACAUAAGGUUUUCAAACAGGUGAGUAACUUCAAAUGAGGCUGUUAGGUUCGAUCCCUAAUCUAACAUCACUGGUGUCCCUAUAAGGGAAAGUGAAGGAAGGAUACACACGGAGAAGACUGAAUCCACCAGAAGAUGGCCAUCUGCACGCCAAGGACAGAGACCUGGAACAGAUGCUUUCAUUAUGGCCUCCAGAGGAAACCAACCCUGUCUCCACCUUGGUAAUGGACUUCCAGGCUCCAGGACUGCGAGGCAAUAAAUUUCUCUUGGUUAGAUC
Molecule: messenger RNA, 3272 nt
Organism: Mandrillus leucophaeus (drill)
Lineage: Eukaryota; Metazoa; Chordata; Mammalia; Primates; Cercopithecidae
Gene: ZNF266
Product: zinc finger protein 266
Exons: 10
Coding region: 947-2596 (549 amino acids)
Biological process (GO): negative regulation of transcription by RNA polymerase II
Molecular function (GO): DNA-binding transcription repressor activity, RNA polymerase II-specific; RNA polymerase II cis-regulatory region sequence-specific DNA binding
Source: RefSeq, a predicted model, not a curated record